Molecule: messenger RNA, 4759 nt
Organism: Pseudopodoces humilis (Tibetan ground-tit)
Lineage: Eukaryota; Metazoa; Chordata; Aves; Passeriformes; Paridae
Gene: POFUT2
Product: protein O-fucosyltransferase 2
Biological process (GO): protein O-linked glycosylation via fucose
Molecular function (GO): peptide-O-fucosyltransferase activity
Source: RefSeq, a predicted model, not a curated record
CAGGCUCCCGGCUGCGGCCCCUUACCGCCGGCCUCUACUGAGAGACCGAGAGGGGUUGGGGCUCUGCCGGCGCCGCCCCGGAAGUGGCGUGGGGGAUGGCGGCGCAGGGGAUCGGCGGUCGCUGCUCCCCGGCGCUGCCGCUGCUGCUGCUCGGUCUUGCCGCUCUCGCUCUCCCGCCACCGCCCGCCGCCGCCUCCGAGCCGCCGCCCCCUGCCCUCUUCGCCGGCCACGCCGCCUCCUCGCUGCCCGCCGCCGCCGCCGCCCCGCGCACCAGAUAUCUUUUGUAUGAUGUAAACCCCCCUGAAGGGUUCAACCUUCGCAGAGAUGUCUAUGUUCGCAUUGCUUCCCUUCUGAAGACCCUGCGGAAAAGCGAAAACUGGGUGUUGGUUAUGCCUCCCUGGGGCCGUCUUUAUCACUGGCAGAGCCCUGACAUCCUCCAGGUCCGGAUCCCUUGGUCUGAAUUCUUUGAUAUCCCAAGCCUCAACAGGAACAUUCCUGUCAUUGAAUAUGAGCAAUUCCUUGCAGAGUCAGGUGGGCCGUUUAUUGAACAGAUUUAUGUGCUCCAAGGCUACGCAGAAGGAUGGAAAGAAGGAACAUGGGAAGAAAAAAUAGAUGAAAGGCCAUGCAUUGAUCAGCUGAUGUACUCCAGAGACAAGCAUGGCUACUACAGGGGCUGGUUCUGGGGUUAUGAGGAAACACGAGGCCUAAACGCCUCUUGCUUGUCUGUCCAAGGAUCUGCCUCUAUUGUGGCUCCUAUCCUUCUGAAGAACACUUCAGCACAGUCAGUGAUGUUAGACAGAGCUGAAAACCUUCUUCAUGACCACUACGGAGGGAAAGAUUAUUGGAAUACCCGUCGGAGCAUGGUGUUUGCUAAACACCUCCGCAUAGUAGGAGAUGAGUUUAGGAAGAAAUACCUUCAAUCCACCGACGAGGUAGACAGGACUCAGUACAAGGAGGACUGGACACAGAUGAAGGUUAAGACUGGCACAGCUCUAGGUGGCCCAUACCUUGGGGUUCACCUCAGAAGGAGAGACUUCAUUUGGGGUCACAGAGAAGACGUGCCUUCCCUGCAAGGAGCAGUAAAGAAAAUCCACAGCCUAUUGGAGAGGCUUAAACUUGAAAAAGUUUUUGUAGCCACUGAUGCUGUUGAGGAAGAGAUUGAACUGCUCAAGAAACUGCUGCCCGAGAUGGUGAGGGUUGAAGCCUCUCUGGAGGAGCUGGAACUCUAUAAGGAUGGGGGCUUGGCUGUGAUUGACCAGUGGAUUUGUGCACAUGCAAGGUAUUUUAUAGGCACCUCUGUUUCAACAUUUUCCUUUCGAAUCCAUGAGGAACGGGAGAUCUUGGGAUUUGAUCCAAAAACAACUUACAACCGAUUCUGUGGUGAAACAGAGAAAAACUGUGAGCAGCCUACUCACUGGAAAAUUGUAUAUUAAGCACAGAGAAACACAAAGGUUUCAACACUGUUAGAGUUCAAAAUAAUAAGGAAAAAUGAUGGGGAAUUAUUUGCCUUGGAACAAAGUAUGACCCAGUCCUGUACUCUCAGCUCCUGCUCCCCUUCCAACAUGGGUGUGACAUGGGGUAGCUGUACACUCCAGUGUCUCUGGACCUCACAGCAUUUCUAUGUGGCUGCUGCACCUGGGUCCCCAGUAUGUCCUGCUCUGGUUGCCUUCAUUGAGUGGUCCCAUGUCGCACUUUAUUAGCAAUGGUGAUGGUGACAACACAGACUCUAAAGCUUAUUUGCAAAAGAGAGCGUGUUUUAUUCUUCAAGAUCCUUUUUUAUAGACAGUUCCGAAAGGGUCCGAUGGGGUAAACUUUCAUUGGCCAUCAAACCAACACAUCACCGUCAUUGGACAGUUAGGAACAGUGCCCCUCGACUGUUUCUUGCAAGUAAGCAACGAGGAGGCAAACAGCACCAGCAAAGGUUUCUCAGGCCACGCUUUCUUGGGCCAAUGUGGGAAAGUUAUGUGACUUAGUUUCACACAGAUACUAUGCUACCUGCCUGAUCUUUUGCAUUUAACAUCUACAGUCCCACGUGCACCAAGUGGGUUGCUACAGCCCACAGGGGCCUCUUGGCUGCAGAGCUGGAUGAUGGGAGGCAGCAAAGCAAUGCCCAGGAUGUGGCUGUUGAAACCAGCCUCACCUGCUGGAGCCUAUCUUUCUUACCUGUCCAUGGUUCUCUCUGUGGGUCUGUGGUCAUUUUUUAACUCCAGGGUUGGGGGACCUGGCCAUGUCACCAGGAGUGCUCGUGCUGGGAGCACCAGUCUCUAGCUAGGGAGGAACCAAGCUGCCACCAAAAUAAAAGAGGGGGGUGUGGGUGUGGAGGUGGGGGUGGUGCUGCUCCCACUCCAAGGCAAGAGCCUGCAAGGCCCAUCCUUUGGGGACUCACCUUUCAUGUGAAGGCACAUUGCCUAGCGGAGAAGGAGGUUGGUACCUGGUGGAGCAGGGCCAAGAUUCCAUUUUCCCAAGGCAGCUCCCUGCUCUGCCUGCUGCAGCACUGGCCAGGGCUGGGAGAGGAGGGUGGGUGUGUUCAGCACUGCUGCUGGAAUGGGGGCAGAGCUGGUGGCCCUCUCAGGAGAGGGUCCUGGUUGCUUCAGGGCCUUGCUUCUCCACUGCUUUGUGUCCACAAAGGAAAGACAUGCAAGAUGGCAGCACCACCACCACAGCCCUGUACCCAGGAGUUCAUCAAACUCUUCAAAGUGGUUGCAAAACUCAGCACCACUGCAGAUCUACAGAACAGCAUUUUAUCCACAGGGAGCGUCUGACACUCAUUGCCCAUUAUGGGUCCAGAGGAGUUCAAGGGCUCAUUUUACAUCUCCACAAGUGGGGCCAGAACCACACGUACCACAACACCAGAUUCUCACAGUGUACCAAUAGAAACAGACAUUUAAUAACAUUAUUUCUUAGAGAACUGUUGUGGAUGAAAUCAAAUGCGAAGAAAAAGCCUAAGUGUAAAAAUCAAGAUGUUGGUGCAAACUGAUACAGUAUUUCUGCUUUCGAGCUCACCAGGUGUAUUCUUUCCUCCUUCCCUUCUUCUGUGAGACCCCUGUAAUUUCAUUACAUUUGUCUUUUGUCAUCUAUUUUUAGCUGAAUAGUACUGAUGGUGUCAGUCAUACCGUGUCCAGGAUUCAUCUCUAAGUCAGCCGUGCUGCUCAGACCUCAGCGCAUCAGGGAGUAACGUGCAGCUCCUGGUGCUGGUGAUCCCAAUUGCAGCGAAGUUUCAGGCGAGGGUUUCAAGUGUCCCCUUGCUGCUGGGUGGGUCCUGCAGUGCCCCUUCAUCACUAUUGAGAGUCCCUCCAGCUGAGGUAUCAGGCUGCUGGACUGGGCUUUCCAGUGAGAUCCAGCUCCAAACAGAAUUUGGGAAAUAGCCUCCAAAAUGUUUUAGGAUCAUACCUCUGAAAUGGCUCCAAAGGGCAGCAGCUCCAGCACAAAUCUGUCCCAGCCCUGUCUCACUGACACACACACAAGAAGCCAAGUGGGCUGGGCUUCUUGCUCCUCUGCCGCCUCCUCCAGCUCCCACCCGAGAGAAAUGGAGGGAAACACAGAAGCAUCGGGGCAGAACAGUCGGCUGAGCUGCCUGAGCCUUUCUCCCGCAUCUUGUGGGUGGAGGCUUGGGCUUUUUGGGCAGAUGGUGCCCCUGGGAGCUCGAGGCUCGUUUAAACUUGGUGCACGAUUUGAUGAAGACAGGCUGGGAGAGGACUUUGUCUUGCUGCUGUACUGGGGAACGGAAUGGGAGGUUCCUGCAAAGUCUCCAUGGAAGUUGGAAUGUCUGAGGAUAUUGGUGUACUAGUUCUCAGGGAUGAACCUCGCUCCUGGCUGUCUGUAGAUGCAUGUAUAGUGUAGGAGUAUAAUGGGCUCAUGGGGGAGACUUCUCUGAGCCAGGCUGCUCUUGGGAUAAGCAGUUUAUUAUGUGGUGGAAGAGAUCCGUUUACGCUGCCAGCCAGAGUGUAAAUGUGCUCAAAGGGGGAGAGAGAGAGAGUGGAAAGAGGAGGUCAAGAGCAUGAGAGCGGUAGGUAAUUAUGGGGGUAGAGAGAGAAGGGCAAGGGGGGAAAUUAAGAAAGAUUAAGAGAGCGAAGUUCUUGUUACAAUACAUUACAUCUUUUUCUAUGGUGAAUCUUCUCAUUCCCAGUAACUAACCAGUACGUGACACACAUUCUAUAGAAUUUACAUAUAGCCUAUAAGAACUAGUACACUACAUAAAGUGUUACAUUUUAAACUCUAAAAGCUAUUCUUUAAAUUCUUCUCUUGCUGCUUCGACCUUUGGAUUCACUGUCAGCAGAAGGGUAUUGUUCAAUCAACAGGGAUUCUCCUUCAGCUGGCUAGGCUGUUCUUUGGUUAUAUAGUGACUAGCGCUCAGUAUCCUAUAGGUCAAAGCUAGUUUUCAUUUCUGUUUUGAUUAUAGGUUUCAUAUUUUUCAGAAUCUUUUGCUAAACAAUCAUAUUUAUAAGGUUUCCCUGUUUCAUCUUCUCUAACAGUAUAGAACAUGCUGUUUUAUUUUUUGGCAUGAUUUCCUAUGUGUAAUUGGUUUUUUGAGUCAAGAUAACAUCAUGGAGAGGCUUGUUUGUAUUUGAGGUAGAAUGAAAUGAAAUCUCUUUUUUUAAUAGACUUUUAAUCUGUAUUAUUGGGAUUUUAUUUUUGUUUCUUGUAUACAGAGCUUCAGAUUGGCUAGGGCCAGCCAGCUUGGCUGCUGGAGUCUGGCAUGUUAAUUUAUUUAGAUGGCUUUUGUUAGAUGCAGUUUUUAAUUUUUGAAGGUUUUUAAUUA